Molecule: messenger RNA, 703 nt
Organism: Gadus morhua (Atlantic cod)
Lineage: Eukaryota; Metazoa; Chordata; Actinopteri; Gadiformes; Gadidae
Exons: 2
Coding region: 109-600 (163 amino acids)
Source: RefSeq, a predicted model, not a curated record
GCACGCUCACAGCGCGCCUCGCGUACCCGCCCACAGGUGAGCGUGCCGGUCCAAAGGUCCGUCCGACCAAACACAGCGCGUACCACGGGGACGGGACAGGGCGGCGACAUGGCCCGCACGAAGAACCGAGAGACCACCUGCUCCGGUGCUGGAAGCACACCCGGAGAAGCGGCGAGCCUGCCGGGGGACGGCGCUGCAGCGGCCGGGCGAGAGGCUCCUUCUGCCGGCUCCAGGACCGGGGCAUACAGUCCCUCCCCGGGCUCCGCGGCCGGGGAAGAGGCUCCGUCUGACGGCUCCGAGGCCGGACCUCGGAAACCCAACAAGAGUUCAAAGGAAGUUUAUUUUGCGGUCCUACCGGACAAAUACCAGCCUCUCCUGGAGGAGGAGGAGGAGGAGGAGAGCGAGGAGCAGAGGUGGAGGAGGAAGGAGGAGAAGAGGAGAAAGAAACGGGAGAAACAUAAGAGGUGCAGAAAGAGCUUGGGGCGGGCCCUGCGGUGGACCUGGCGCUCGCUGGUUGCCGGGUUACAGAGUCUGGCCGCCGUCUACUCCGCCCCCUUCACCGCCCCCACCACCCUGGCAGCCGCCUGCAGCAAGGCAUGAUGGGAAGACAGAGGACACACACACACACACACACACACACACACACACACACACACACACACACACACACACACACACACACACACACACACACACACACAAC